CCCUUCCUUAGCCACAUAAAAUCAGCCGUCGUCGCCGGAGCUCCGAUCUUCUCCAUUCGACAAUAUGUCUCUUUCCGAUGAUGAAGAUGAGUGCUUCGCCCGCUUUCUGGAAUCAGAAGUCUCAUCGGUAGAGGAUGAAGAAAAAUCGAAAGAACCUGAACCAAAACGACAACGUGUUGACAAGGAGAAAACAAAGGUUGUAGACAAGGAUGAAAAUCAAAAGGAAGAUGGUAACAACAAAGAUAGAAACGGUGCAAAGAGAAUAGAGAGUGGAGUUUUCAGCAAAGUUCCUACGGAGCUGUUUCGUCAUAUCUUCAAGUUCUUAUCCUCUGAGGAUCUUCUGUCAUGCUCUAUAGUGUGUAAAUUUCUCAACUUUGCUGCCUCUGAUGAAUCAUUGUGGCGUCGCCUGUACUGUAUCCGGUGGGGCCUAAUGCCUUCAACAAGAAUGUUACGUGAAUGUGCUUGGAAGAAGCUUUAUAUCGAUCGUGACGAGAAGGACAUGAUUGAACUUGUCAGAAGCUGUCCAACGGAUUUUAAAGAGUAUUACAUUCAAAUGCAAGCAGCAAAGCGAAGCCAAGCACCUCUUGCCGCCCAGAUGGUGGAUGACCAGAUAGUUCUUGACAAAACUGUACUUGACAAAGUAUCUCUGUGGAAGAAAAGCAAAGGACUUCCCGAUAAGGCUGUAGUUGGCCAUGUCUGUUUGGGAACAAAAUGUGAUUACCAUCAGAUCGACGACGUUUUCAUAUGCCAAGAAACGGGAAAUGUUCAUGUAUGCGAUGACAACUGCAAGGAAGUAAUAUUUUGUCGGGAGAGUGGGAACAUGGUGUGUACUAUCUCAGGGCUUUGUUCUGAAAGUUUGCUCGUACAAGAUGAUUCAGACGCAGAUGAGGAAGAAGCUGAACAAGAAGCUGAAGUAUUAACAGGAAGAGGCCGUUUUGGUCGAGCUUUUGAAUUUGGAUACAACUGUGAGAGUGAGCAGGAGCUAGAUCGCUCCUUUGGGUUCUGCUGAUCAAAAGUCUCAGCCUUUUCGAGUCUGCAUGUGUUCUUUACGGUAACACAUCUGUGGAGUGUAAUGAAUCAAGAUUCAAAAGUAGAUCUUGUUUUCUUAGUAGUAUUUAUGUCUCUUUGUAAUUUAUGCAGGUCUUUGUCUGUAAUUUGCUAUACAAUUGCCCUUACAAAAAUGUUUACAUGUAGUAAUUAAGUUACAUCUUUUUCCAGUAUAAUAUUGGUCAUUAGUUGAUUGAUUCCA
Eruca vesicaria subsp. sativa (arugula) is the source of this 1249-nucleotide messenger RNA. NCBI's taxonomy places the organism in Eukaryota, Viridiplantae, Streptophyta, Magnoliopsida, Brassicales, Brassicaceae. The record is from the annotation of a GenBank genome assembly.